AUGCUCGACGGUAACUCCAGCCUGCUCGCGCACCGGCUGCAGAAUGCCGCUCUUCUGUUCCUCAGCCUUGCUUUCCUUCCCCUUGAUACAUUCAUCCUCUUUGCGUCGUUCCUUUUCCGUGCCAUCCUUCCGAACGAAGUCGAGCACCACCGACGAGAAGCGCGGCAAGAACAUGGAUUCCACCCGCGCACAGUCUUGGUCACCGGCGUGGGCAUGACCAAGGGCCUCGCGUUAGCACGACUAUUCCACGAAGCUGGCCACGACGUCGUCGGCGCGGACUUUGAACCCGACGGGGCCCUCGCGUGCGGGAGGGUCUCGCGGUCGCUGAAGAAGUUCUACCGCCUCGAGGCGCCCACCCAGAAACCAGGUACCCCUGCAGGAAAUUCACCAGACAGGUAUAUCCAGAAUUUACUGGACAUUGUGACGCGAGAGAAAGUCGACCUCUGGGUCAGCUGUUCGGGCGUCGCGUCGGCGGUCGAGGACGGCAUGGCCAAGGAAGUCGUCGAAUCGCGCACGCCCUGCAAGGCGAUCCAGUUCGACGUGCACACGACGCAGAUACUGCACGAGAAGCAUUCAUUCAUCAAGCACACCCGGGACAUGGGCCUGCACGUCCCCGAGACACACGAGAUCACGAGCCGCGCCCGGGUGGAGGCCAUCCUGCGCGACACGCCGCCUGGGCGGAAAUAUAUCAUGAAGACGAUCGGCGUGGACGACUCGGCGCGCGCGGACAUGACUCUCCUGCCUAGGGACUCGGGCGUCGAGACGUCCAAGCAUCUCGCGAGGCUCAAGAUCUCGCCACAAUCCCCCUGGAUUCUGCAGCAGUACAUCCGCGGCAACGAGUAUUGCACGCACUCGCUGGUCGUGCACGGGCAGGUCAAGGCCUUCGUGGCGUGUCCGUCGGCCGAACUGCUCAUGCAUUACGACGGACUGCCCUUCGAGUCCCCGCUCAGUCAGGCGAUGCUUGACUUCACCAGGCGGUAUGCCGCCCACGGUGGUACGGGAUUCACAGGCCAUCUCUCCUUUGACUUUAUGGUCGAGGAGCGCGACGAGAAGGCACUGUCCCCGGAAGAUAUCACCCUCUAUCCCAUCGAAUGUAAUCCCCGAGCACACACGGCCGUGGCACUGUUCAACGGCACGACGGCGGUGGUUGACGCCUACCUCUCCGCGCUGGAUCUGGACCAGGACAAGGACAGUAGCAACCACAGCAAUACUACCAGCAAUACUACCAGCAAUAACAACACAAAUGGUACGGCCGCCACCCUCGUGAUCCACCCGGCCCGAAAGGACAAAUACUUCUGGGUAGGCCAUGACCUCGUCACCCGCAUCAUCCUUCCGACUUUCUCACUCCUCUCUACACUCUCCGCAACCGCUUCUGGGCGCUCCUCCCGGUCCUCUGCUGCUUCUACCUCUGUCUCAACAGCUCUUCAAAGCUACGCCAAAUUCAUCCGUCACGUCGCCUCCCCCACCUGGAAAGACGGCACAUUCCAGCGUUGGGAUCCUCUUCCCUGGUGGUGGCUCUACCAUGUCUAUUGGCCGCUCCGGUUCUGGGACAGUCUCGUGCGGGCCAGGAAGUGGAGCCGCAUCAACGUCAGCACGACCAAGAUGUUUGAGUGUUGA
Molecule: messenger RNA, 1617 nt
Organism: Cladophialophora carrionii CBS 160.54
Lineage: Eukaryota; Fungi; Ascomycota; Eurotiomycetes; Chaetothyriales; Herpotrichiellaceae
Exons: 1
Coding region: 1-1617 (538 amino acids)
Molecular function (GO): metal ion binding; ATP binding
Source: RefSeq, a predicted model, not a curated record